AUGGCUCCGGUGAAGAGGAAGCCUGAGAAAAAGGCGAAGAAGUCGAAGAAAGACAAGAGAAUCAACGUAGCUCCGUUGGAUCCAGAGGCUAUCGACUGCGACUGGUGGGAUACUUUCUGGCAGCGAAACUCUUCUCUCUCAGGUAGGAGCUUCGAUUUCCUCGACUUAGAUAGAUUCUUCCCCGUUGGUGAACUGAGAUGGAAGAUGUUUGCAGGUGUUUCAAUCCCCGUAGAGGAGGAGGAUGCGUUCAAGUACUUCUUUAGGGCUUCAAAGACGACAUUUAGCUAUAUAUGUUCGCUGGUGAGGGAGGAUCUCAUCUCUAGACCUCCCUCGGGGCUCAUCAACAUCGAGGGAAGGCUUCUUAGUGUAGAGAAACAAGUAGCCAUUGCUCUGAGAAGGCUGGCCUCUGGUGAAUCUCAGGUCUCCGUGGGAGCAGCCUUUGGUGUUGGGCAGUCCACAGUUUCUCAGGUUACAUGGAGAUUCAUCGAGGCGCUUGAGGAACGCGCCAAGCACCACCUGAGAUGGCCAGAUCCUGACAGAAUAGAAGAGAUCAAGUCAAAGUUUGAGGGAACGUACGGUCUCCCAAACUGCUGCGGAGCCAUAGAUUCGACGCACAUCAUCAUGACGCUACCGGCUGUGCAAGCAUCAGAUGACUGGUGCGACCAGGAGAAGAAGUACAGCAUGUUCUUGCAAGGUGUCUUUGAUCACGAAAUGAGAUUCCUCAACAUGGUUACCGGCUGGCCUGGCGGCAUGACCGUCUCCAAGCUGCUCAAGUUCUCUGGCUUCUUCAAACUCUGUGAGACAGCUCAGGUUUUAGACGGGAACCCCAAAACUCUGUAUGAAGGAGCCGAGAUUAGAGAAUAUGUAGUUGGAGGGUUCGGUUACCCGCUCCUUCCGUGGCUCAUAACUCCCCACGACAGCGAUGACCCCUCUGAUGCCAUGAUGGCUUUCAACGACAGGCAUGAGAAGGUGAGGUCAGUCGCAGCUACGGCCUUUGCACAGCUGAAAGGAAGCUGGAGGAUUCUGAGCAAGGUCAUGUGGAGACCAGACAGGAGGAAACUGCCUAGCAUAAUACUGGUCUGCUGUUUAUUGCACAACAUCAUUAUCGACUGUGGUGAUUAUCUGCAAGACGAUGUUCCUUUAUCGGGCCAUCACGACUCCGGUUAUGCAGACCGGUACUGCAAGCAGGCCGAGCCGCUUGGUAACGAGCUCAGAGGAUAUCUGACUCAGUACUUGCAGAGGUCUGGAGGAUCCUAG
Molecule: messenger RNA, 1257 nt
Organism: Thlaspi arvense
Lineage: Eukaryota; Viridiplantae; Streptophyta; Magnoliopsida; Brassicales; Brassicaceae
Source: the annotation of a GenBank genome assembly